AGAGAACUCCUUUGUUUAAUUCUUUUCUAAGAGAGAACUAGAAAAGGGAAACGACGUCGUUGGCUCCCCUAGUCACCUAUUUUUUGGCCGCCUAUAGAAAUUCUUUUCUGAAAUUCAAAUUUUUUACUGAAUCGAUAUUAUUGCUUGGCAGUUACGAUUAAUUUCGUUGAAUUUUUAUUCGAGACGCAAGAAUCUUUGAUAUUUUGCGCCAUUUCAUCUUUUAGGAAAAGAGGGAUUUGCUGCAUAAUCUAAUCUUUGUUCAAUUUAGGCCAAUUUCUUUUAUUUCUUCUCCUUUCUUUGGCAAAACCCUUUUGGGUAUGGAAGCUAGAGGUUCCGAUAGCGGUGAGGGCGCACCGCUUAUGGGUAGCGCGGCGGCGGUGGGGGAUGAUCGUCCCGGAAUUCCACAAUUAUUUACCUCAGUGCCGUCUCUGAAUGAGGCGGCGUCGUAUCUCGCCGGAACCACGUCGAUUUUCACCCGCUGUUUCCCUGAUAUUUCAAUAGGCGCUGCGUCUGAAGAUCCUCAUGGACAUGAAAUGGUACAAUUUGGUUCAGAAGAGACCAGAUCUCUAUUAACUAAUAGAAAUGUGUCUUCAAGUGGAAGUGAUUUAUCUGCUUCCGAAUUUGAUGCUCCAAUAGUCCAUGGUGCAAUAACUAGGGGCCCAGCUGGACGGUCUUCUCAAAAUUCAAAUGCGAUCGUGCCAUUAAACACCAACAUAAACGGCAAUUCUAUUUUCCAGGGCCUCAUUGAAAAGGUUAGGAGGACAGUUCGUGGUUCUGCCGAUGAUAUUGGCUGGCUACAAAGGGAUCCAGACAUGCCACCGGUUGAAGAUGGAACAGAAAGAUUCACAGAAAUACUUGAUGAAAUACGACAUGGUGUGCACCGGUUGCCAAACACAAUGGUUUACUUGUUAAUCCCAGGUCUUUUCAGCAACCACGGACCUCUUUAUUUCGUGAACACGAAGACAAGUUUUUCGAAGAUGGGGCUCACUUGUCAUAUAGCCAAAAUUCACAGUGAGGCUUCAGUGGAAAAGAAUGCCAAAGAGAUAAAGGACUAUAUCGAAGAAAUAUAUUGGGGUUCCAAGAAACGCGUGUUGCUGCUCGGCCAUAGUAAAGGGGGAAUAGAUGCUGCGGCCGCUUUGUCCAUGUAUUGGGAUGAACUGAAAGACAAGGUUGCUGGAUUAGCGUUAGCGCAGAGCCCAUACGGUGGUAGUCCAAUCGCUUCUGAUAUACUCCGAGAAGGUCAGCUUGGCGAUUACGUCAACAUGCGUAAGCUGAUGGAGAUCCUCAUCUGUAAAGUGAUCAAGGGCGAUAUGCAGGCUCUAGAAGACUUAACUUAUGAGAAAAGGAAAGAGUUCUUGAGGAAAUAUCAAUUACCAAGGGAGCUGCCCAUCGUUUCGUUCCACACGGAGGCGCCGAUCUCUCCUGCUGUUUUGGCCACACUAUCUCGCGUUGCUCAUGCAGAACUCCCCAUGUUCUCCGGGCAACCAGCAACCCUGCCCGUGAUCAUACCUCUGGGUGCUGCAAUGGCUGCCUGUGCACAGCUGCUACAGAGUAGGUAUGGCGAGAAGAGUGAUGGGCUCGUCACUUGCCGUGAUGCAGAGGUACCUGGCUCGAUUGUGGUCAGGCCAAAGCGCAAGCUGGACCACGCUUGGAUGGUUUAUUCGUCGUUGAACGACGAUCCGUCAGAAGCAGACGCUUCUCAAGUGUGUGAAGCCCUCCUCCGCAUGCUCGUGGAGGAUGGGAAUAAAGAGAAAGACGAAUUUGCCAAGAAGCAAGAAUGAGUUGGCUUCAGUUUACGAAUUUUUGCUUCCCUUUUUGUACAAUAUUAGGUGAUUACAGCCAAUGUUAAUUCUUUUUCUUUUCUCGUUUUAAAAUGGCUAUGUUCAACUGAUUAUAAAUUCGAGCAUGGCUCACAUUUAGUGAAAGUACAUAUGCUAACAAGAUUUAUAGUGUA
Molecule: messenger RNA, 1954 nt
Organism: Salvia miltiorrhiza (redroot sage)
Lineage: Eukaryota; Viridiplantae; Streptophyta; Magnoliopsida; Lamiales; Lamiaceae
Exons: 8
Coding region: 318-1781 (487 amino acids)
Source: RefSeq, a predicted model, not a curated record